This is a messenger RNA of Cucurbita maxima (winter squash), 1286 nucleotides long. RefSeq lists its product as uncharacterized. Gene Ontology annotation, biological process: protein folding; positive regulation of ATP-dependent activity. Bases 361 to 963 code for a protein of 200 amino acids. Gene Ontology annotation, molecular function: ATPase activator activity; protein-folding chaperone binding. NCBI's taxonomy places the organism in Eukaryota, Viridiplantae, Streptophyta, Magnoliopsida, Cucurbitales, Cucurbitaceae. The transcript has 6 exons. The record is from RefSeq and is a predicted model, not a curated record. Gene Ontology annotation, cellular component: cytosol.
AAGGUCCCUGAGAGGGCCCGAUCCGCGGGCUGAGAGAGAGGGCGAAAGCAAGUAGAACGUUCGAGAUCAGCCUGGUUGAAUCUCGUGCGAGGCCUUGUGGCUGCUCCCACUGCAAUUUAUACGAACAACAGAGCCAAAAACCUGCUGCUUCCCCCGUAAUUCAAAAUCUUCGGGAAGCUUCCUUCGAACCAGAGGAAGAGAGAGGGAGAGAGAGAGAGAGAGAGAGAAAGAGAGAGGCGUCGCCACAGAUCGAUCCCCUUUUGUUUUGGCAUUCGAAUUUGGCGUGCGCUUGUUCGAAUCAGGGAUUGUAAUCUCGGUGAUCGGGAAGAUUGGAAGAAGUUUUUCUUUAUUGGGUUCGCAAUGGAGAACGGAGCAGUUUCGUCGGAGACCCAACAGGGAGCUUCUUACACCUAUUGGGUCAGGGAAACGCGGAAGGAUGCAGCUCCUCUUCCUGUACCUCGCAAGCUCUCUGCUGACGACAUUCUCGCUUCUCAAGCGUCUCAGCCUCCUACCCUUGGCUCCGUCUGGAAUCGGGCUGGAACUUGGGAGGAGAAGAACGUGAAUAAAUGGGCAAAUGAUAGAAUGAAGGAGUUGCUAAUGUCAGUGGCCUCCUUGGAGUUCUCCAGUGGUAAAGCAGAAAUAGUGGAUGUAUCAAAAUGUGUUGGGGAUGCUGUUUUAGUGACUGUCCGUAACAAGAAGCGUGUUGGUUAUACAUACGAAUUGACAUUGAAAAUUAAAGGUGAGUGGACUAUAAGACAGGAGAAAAAGAUGGUGAAGGGGCAUAUAGAUGUCCCAGAAUUCUCAUUCGGGGAGCUAGAUGAGUUGCAGAUGGAAGUGAGACUUAGCGAAGAGAAAGAUCUUGUGGGAGAAGAUAAGUUGCAGAUUUGCCAAGAUUUGAAGCGAUUUUUGCAGCCCGUUCGUGAAAAGUUGCAUCAAUUCGAACAGGAACUCAAAGAAAGAUAAAAAAAAAAAAAAGGGUUAAAUCAUUCUGAACAGCUAUAUGUGUCACAUUUAUUACUGUGCUUCAACGAUUGAUUGGCUUGGCUAGAAUGUCUUAUUGGAUGAUACCCUUUCAAGGAUCAUAAUUUAUGAACAAACACCGCAGAUCUAUAAUCAAUCUAUAAGGGCCUUUGAGAUGAUCAAAUUGUAAUAACUUAAUUCGUUGUGGAAACUUCCUUCCUUCUAGAUUCUUCAAUGUUCAAGGAACUUUGAUGAGGUCUUUGAGGAUAUGAUGGGACUGCUCUGUUUCCUUGUAUGUGUAGUGGAUGAUAUUUUGAAUUCAUUUA